AAAAGAAAUUAAACGGGGACAAUUUUGUCAUUUGGAUCUCGGACGAUCCGAUCGGUAGCCGAGGAUUUAUUCGAGAAAGGGCGGGGAGUCUCUGAAGCGGGAAGUGCAAGCAGGCGCCGAAAUGAGGCCCAACAUCGUCUCCGAGGCAGGGCUAUCGACUCGGUUGAAUCAGUGGUGGGGAGGCAUUCCGUUCAUUACUUCAGGGGUGGUCGUUGUGUGUGGCUUUAUAUACUUGCUGUGCCUGUUGGCAGGGUAUGACUCCUUUGCUGAGAUAUGCUUCUGGCCCAGUAUGGUUAUUUCACGAUUCCAAGUUUACAGGAUCUAUACAUCGAUUCUUUUUCAUGGAUCUUUGUUGCAUGUCAUGUUUAACAUGCUGGCUCUGGUACCUCUUGGCAGUGGGUUAGAAAGAAUCAUGGGAUCUGUUCGUGUAUUAUAUGUGAUCUUUUUGUUGGCCACAACAAAUGCCAUUUUCCACCUUCUUAUUGCAUCAGUGGUAGCCAAUAACCCUAUACACCCUUACCAUUAUCUGAUGGACGAGUGUGCAAUUGGAUUCUCAGGUGUCAUAUUUUCUAUGAUUGUCAUAGAAACAAGUUUAAGCGGAAUUCAAUCAAGAAGUGUGUUUGGACUUUUCAACGUGCCUGCAAAAUGGUAUGCAUGGAUUUUGCUGGUUGUCUUCCAGCUUCUGAUGACAAAUGUUUCGCUACUGGGGCACUUAUGUGGAAUUUUAUCUGGGUUUGCAUAUACUUAUGGAAUGCUUAACUUUCUCCUGCCUGGAUCAUCCUUCUAUUCAAGGAUUGAGGGUUCCUCUGUGCUUUCAUCUUGUGUUAGAAGGCCUGGAUUUAUUGUGGGUGGUGGAGGUAGUCCAACUGCUGCACAACUCCCUACAUAUACAAGCGUGCCUUUGAGUAAUUCUCCUCUUUCUGGAAAUAUGUGGAGAAAUCUCUCCUCGUGGAUGCCACAGAGAUUGUCAUCAGUUUCUGAGCCAGCCCAAGAAAGCAACAGGUUUCCAGGUAGAGGGAGGGUUCUUGGAUCAGCUCACAUUUCUUCCCCUUCUCCCACAGUCUCUUCUGAUUCAGGACUUCAAACCAGACUGCUAGACACUAGUGCAUCAGUUCAUCAAGAUCCACCUCUGAGAACAGGAGCUCGAAUAUCAGAUUCAAGGAAUUCAUCUGUUGAAAGUGCAGCAGCUCACAUUGAAAGGAUAGGCACAACAAACCAGACUCUUAGUAAUUACAGCGAUCAACUCCAGCAACUUGUGGCUAUGGGUUUUGACAAGAGCAAAGCAGAGGUGGCCCUUGCAGCGACAGGGGAUCCAAGUGCAGCCGUUGAACUUUUGACGAACCAGGGGUAAAACCAGGUUCUCCAUAUCUAUCAACAAUCUUUUUAUGACGAUUCACCUCCUCGUGAAAACUGGCGAUUAAUGGAUAUUGAUUGUUCAUAACCCCAUGGCAGAGUCUAUCUCUCAUGUGCAUCCGCGUGCAGCCUACUUCGGAUUGACAAUAUGUAACAAAUUGGACAUUGGUUACGUGCUUUUUCCAUAGAGGAGAUGAGAUUUUGCCUUCGCCUAUAAACACUCGUUAAUGUUAAUUUGAACAUUCAAGGCCUGCUGAAAUGGGACGACCAACCCAUAAAACAGAAAAGGCCGAGGUAAA
Molecule: messenger RNA, 1652 nt
Organism: Nymphaea colorata (pocket water lily)
Lineage: Eukaryota; Viridiplantae; Streptophyta; Magnoliopsida; Nymphaeales; Nymphaeaceae
Product: rhomboid-like protein 15
Exons: 13
Coding region: 122-1351 (409 amino acids)
Biological process (GO): endoplasmic reticulum unfolded protein response
Cellular component (GO): endoplasmic reticulum membrane; Hrd1p ubiquitin ligase ERAD-L complex
Molecular function (GO): serine-type endopeptidase activity; misfolded protein binding; ubiquitin-specific protease binding
Source: RefSeq, a predicted model, not a curated record